AUGUCAGAGGUCCUUACUGUAGAUGCCAUUCUGUUUGGGCUCUUGGUUUUGUCUGGCAUUCUUGGAAACAUCUUGGUCAUCCAUGUGGUGUUUCAGACAGCCUUUGAGAGUCCUUCUCGGAGACUUGGUCCCUCCGACACGAUUUUGGUGCACCUGUCACUAGCCAACCUUCUGACUUCACUUUUCCGCACGGUGCCCAUUUUUGUGUCGGACCUGGGCUUGGAUGUGUCUCUGUCUCCAGGAUGGUGCAGAGUUUUUAUGCUGCUGUGGGUGUGGUGGCGAGCUGUGGGUUGUUGGGCGACUCUGGCACUCAGUGUCUUCCACUGCACCACAGUGAAGCGACAGCAUGUGACCUUUGGGCCACUUGCAGUACAGAGGGAGAGGCGACGGGUAUGGAUCGUGAUGGCACUGGUGUGGGGGGCAAACUUAGCUUUCUCUAUCCCUGCACUGCUGUACAGCACUCAUGUUCGUGGUAACACCACUGUAAAGCUGAUGGUGAUCAGCUGCACAACCAAGCCUCUGUUAGGCUGUGUCUGGGAGUUCCCAUCUGAGCAACAAGGCUCAGCUUUUGCCUCCACUUCGCUUGCACUCAAUGAGGCAUUGCCGCUGGUGCUGAUGAUCUGCACCAACUUGGCCACACUUCAUGCUCUGGCCAAACACAUCCGAGCUGUUAUGUCAGGGUCAGAGGGAGGCCAUGGGGAGCUGGACAAACACGUGUCCACUGAACGAAAUGCAGCUCAUGUAAUCAUGUCGCUGGUGUUGCUCUUUGUGGUCUGCUGGACUCUGCAGGUUGCUGCAGUUACGUACUACAACCAUGACAGGGGACACCACACUAAAGAGCUGCUUAGUGUAGCUCAGUUCUCUGCUUCACUGUUUGUGGGAUUCAGCCCCAUGGUGGUGGCUCUGGGACAUGGGAAGCUAAGGAGGAAAAUCAAGAGUAUGAUACUGAUGUGGACUAAAGUUCCUUUAUGUUACACUGGAGAGGGGAGUAGAUCCCCAAAGACUAAUGGAAAGAAGGGAAAAGAAACUGUUUUUGUUGUUCAAAAAGACAUGAAGUUGAAAGAGAAAGUUAAACUGAACAAGUAA
Molecule: messenger RNA, 1086 nt
Organism: Melanotaenia boesemani (Boeseman's rainbowfish)
Lineage: Eukaryota; Metazoa; Chordata; Actinopteri; Atheriniformes; Melanotaeniidae
Product: olfactory receptor class A-like protein 4
Exons: 2
Coding region: 1-1086 (361 amino acids)
Biological process (GO): G protein-coupled receptor signaling pathway
Cellular component (GO): membrane
Molecular function (GO): G protein-coupled receptor activity
Source: RefSeq, a predicted model, not a curated record